Panicum hallii is the source of this 612-nucleotide messenger RNA. RefSeq lists its product as uncharacterized. The record is from RefSeq and is a predicted model, not a curated record. The transcript has a single exon. The coding region runs from base 33 to 440 and encodes 135 amino acids. NCBI's taxonomy places the organism in Eukaryota, Viridiplantae, Streptophyta, Magnoliopsida, Poales, Poaceae.
CAGGAGUAAUAUGGAUUGGGAUAGCAGGCGACAUGAGGGACAGGCUGAAGGUGGUCGGCCACGGCCUGGACGCCGUCCGCCUUGUGCAAUGCCUGCGCAGGAAGUUGGGCCACGCGGAAAUCCUGCAGGUGGAGGGGGUCAAGGCCAAAGAGGCACGGCCGGAGCCGGUGGUGGUGGUGAACACCGAAGAGGCGCGGCCGGCAGACGACGGAAUCCGGGCAGUUUUUACCAAAUUGCUGUCCAAAUUCAUGUGGUCGCGCACUCGAGGAAGUAUUUCUCGUCCACCACUGUCGCCGGCUGCAUCGAGUGCCCCGCGCUCCCAUCUCUCCUCGGAUGUGUCGCCGUCCUCCACAGCCGUCAGCGCGGCCUCGCCGCCCUACAGGGCGGCGGCCCGGCGCGACGUCGACGGCGCACCUUCAACAUGUCCAGGGUCCGCCUGAGCGCGCCCCGGUUGGCCGCGCCCGCAACGCGCCGUCUCCCGACGCCGCCGGAGCUCGGGGUGCCGCGUGACGGGCCUGCUCGUGCUCUCCAAGAGUGCGUUCGACGGCCCGCUUCCUCCGGCGGUGAUCGCGGCGGCGCUCACGGGAGCCCUCUUUCUGGUUGUAAUGCUGU